CAGGGCGCCAUUUCCUGUGGAUACGCUGUUGUCUCAGAGAAUUGUUUGAACUUGUUCUGGCCCGUGCAAGAAUUGCCCUCGCAGGGCCGGCGGGUAACAGUCCUCCCUUCCUUUGGAGAGAACGCUAGGGCGGGAACUGGGCCCUUUUCCUACCCAUGCUCUCUGGAGACUUUCUCCUUUCUUAGACUCUCUUCUUCAUCAAGGGCUGUUUUUUGACCAGCUGGUUGCAAGCGCAAAACUGCCAUCUUAUUCAAAGUAAGUCUCAUUGAACGGUUUACUUCCUGGAAAAUAAGAACCGUUUGGAACGCGCAUUUUGUCCCAUGCAAGCUACCGUCGGAGUAAAAUGGCGCCGCCCACAGGGCGAUUGAACUAAGCGGGGCCAUUCCUGUAAAGCAAUGGGGGAUGUUACUCAGUCGCCGCAGCCUUCUUCCAUGGCUGAUUUCAAGAGCUGGAAAGAGCAGCGGCUGUCACGUGUGGACGGGAGCCGGAAGGGCAGCGUGGACGAGCCCAUCGCAGGGAUAGUGCAGCUCCUUAACGAUCAGGACUGCUUUUGUACCACCAGCUCGUGCUCCGGCCGUGUGGUUGUGCUGGAGCAGCCUCCUCUGUGUUCCCCCACCGAGCCUACUAGUGGCUUUGAAAUCCAGAAGCAAAACUGUACAUGGCUUAUGGUGACCCAUCAAAUAUGUACAUUGGAAGAUGUGCUUACAGCCUUGCAGAAAGCCACCAAUGAUGCCAUAUUCAAAUUUGAGCCAUUUGUACUUCAUGUGCAGUGUCGAGAGCUACAAGAUGCCCAACUCCUGCAUACAGUGGCUAUAGAAGCUGGUUUCAGGAACUCUGGUAUAACUGUUGGUCGAAAAGGGAAAAUUAUGAUGGCUGUCCGCAGUACCCAUUGCUUAGAAGUUCCACUAAGCCAGAAGGGAAAAUUGAUGGUCAGUGAAGAAUAUGUUGACUUUGUGGUUCAUGUUGCUAAUCAGAAGAUGAAAGAAAACAGGAGGAGAAUUGACAGAUUUUACAGCUGUCUGCAGUUUGCUUUGGAAAACAAGGACCAUAAAAGUAGCUUGCCUGCCAAAGAGAGAGAACAAAAUAGUAAGGAACAGAAUAAUACGGUUGAAAUUUAUAGAAGCAGAAGAAAAUCAAAAGGAACCCAAAAAGAUACUUCUGCAUGGAAAAAUAAAGGGCUGGAAAAUGAAGAUAACACCGAAAACAAUCUUAAUAUUUUUCACUGAAAUGUGCUGAACAUGGGGUUUUGUGAAGUAGAUGUAGCUGUACUAUAUUUGUAAAAGGUUGAGAUCCUAUAGCCCACAGGUGGAGUGAAUUUAGAGAAGGGGAGUUUUGCUAAAUGCAUCCCCUGUUCCCUCUACAAAGUUUCUCCUCAGAAUCUUGGGGAAAGUAGUGGCUAAAAGAGCUCAGAUGGAAUCAGCAAAACUCACUCCCUCUGCUUUUUCGUGCAAAUCAAGGAAUAGCUUUCUUGAGAAGCCAAGCCAUCCCCAAAGGUGCCAUCCCCAACCUUAAGGGUUGGUUUUGCAGGGGAGGAAAGAAAAGUAGUGCAAGGGUGGGGGGGGGGGGCACAGCAAAACUCUGCCAUCAAUUUAUAUCGUUUGAUGGUCUACUGGAGCCAGCCCAGUAUAUGUAUUUUGUCCUUCUCUUUGUAAGAGCUUAAAAUAUUUCCGUGCUUUAGAAAGUAGAAUAUUUGUAACACAGUUUAUUAUGUAUUGUUGUGAUCUCUCAAUGCUGUGGGGCAAGACCUGCACUUUCUUGCCCUUCUUUUCACUGUCAUUGUCACCACCUUGGUAAAAACCUACCUUUCUCAAGGGUUGCCUGAGGCCAGCUCCAAAGGGAUGUAUCACGUAAGCAUGCCAAGGAGUCAGGGUAGGUGGGUAAGACUUCUGCAGACUCUUUCCAAUUAAACAACAUCAUUUCUACAAGGUAAAAACUCACAAUCUUACAAGGACAGGUCUAGGUAUACUAAGCAAAAUAAACAAAAGAAACCAAUUACUGACUGCAGUAUUUACAGUCCAUGGUAUAUCUGGUCUUUGUUCAUUGCAGGAUGCCCCCUCACUGUUUAGCAUCGCUCCCUUCUGUCAUCCUUUAUGGCAAAUGCACUUCAAAAAGCACUCCCAGCAAUAGAUACCAAGCACAGACAAAGGAGCAGCUCCCCUUUUCAGACCCCACCCCAGGUGUGCUCCAGGACCUUCAGCCAAUUUGGAUGCCAGCUGUUGGGGACUAAAGUCUAUCAGGAGAGCACUCUCUUGGCAGCCAGGGUACCUUGCCAUUACAACAUUACUGCUACAACAUGUCUUGCCCCCUCCCUCUCAUCAUGUCAUGGAUAUUUAACAACUAGCAAAGUAAGUCCUGUUAACAGUAGGUAAAUGUGAACAAUUCCAUGGGAAAGUAAAUUAUGUUUAGCACACAAAAUAUGAAAUAUUUUGAAGUUGUAUCUCAGAUUAUCAUUAUAGAAUAUUGUAAUAAAUGCUUCUUUUGUUUGAAAAUACAAUUUAUAAGAUUAAAUAUUAGUUUUGAAAACAAAGAAC
Molecule: messenger RNA, 2531 nt
Organism: Sphaerodactylus townsendi
Lineage: Eukaryota; Metazoa; Chordata; Lepidosauria; Squamata; Sphaerodactylidae
Gene: TYW3
Product: tRNA-yW synthesizing protein 3 homolog
Exons: 6
Coding region: 396-1226 (276 amino acids)
Biological process (GO): tRNA methylation
Cellular component (GO): cytoplasm
Molecular function (GO): tRNA methyltransferase activity
Source: RefSeq, a predicted model, not a curated record